Molecule: messenger RNA, 1733 nt
Organism: Paralichthys olivaceus (Japanese flounder)
Lineage: Eukaryota; Metazoa; Chordata; Actinopteri; Pleuronectiformes; Paralichthyidae
Source: RefSeq, a predicted model, not a curated record
AUGCAGAAGAAGAUGGCGUACAGCUGUGCUGCUGUCUGCGUCCGCUUUGAUGCAGAUGAGAGCGCGUGUUUGUUCCGUGUGAGAAGCAGGUGCAUCGUCUCCCUCAUAUCCCUCGCCGUCCUGUCCUACGAGCGCUACUGCACCAUGAUGGCGCCAACCAUGGCUGACGGCAGAGACUACCGCCCCGCGCUGGGAGGGAUCUGCUUCUCCUGGCUCUACUCGGUGGCCUGGACCGUCCCCCCGCUGCUGGGCUGGAGCAAAUACGGGCCCGAGGGCCCCGGCACCACCUGCUCGGUUGACUGGCGGACCCAGACGCCUAACAAUAUCUCCUACAUCAUCUGCCUGUUCACCUUCUGCCUGGUGCUGCCGUUCAUCGUCAUCCUCUACUCCUACGGCAAGCUGCUGCUCGCCAUCAGACAGGUCCGGAGUUCGAUGGUGGCCCGUCAUCGUGAGCAGCGGGUGCUGGUGAUGGUCGUCACCAUGGUGGUGGGCUACCUGGUCUGCUGGCUGCCGUACGGAGUGGCGGCUCUGCUCGCGACCUUUGGGUCCCAUGACAUUUUGACCCCGGAGGCGACGAUAACGCCGUCGCUCUUGGCCAAGUUCUCCACCGUCAUCAACCCCUUUAUCUACAUCUUCAUGAACAAACAGUUCUACAGGUGUUUCAAGGCAUUCCUCAACUGCUCCAUCCCCGAGCGAGGCUCCAGCAUAAAGACAUUUUCGCGGGCGACCAAGACACUCCGCACCGUCCGCCAGGAGAGGGAACACCACGUUUCUGCUCAGGCCCCCUCCACCGCCAUGCCCUCGCCCAACUCCAUCCACGGGUCGUCGCAGGGGGCCAAUCGCUUGGCUCCAUCGAAUCGAGACUCGGCUGUGUCCCACCCCCCUGCUGCUGACGGUCCCAAACCCAAACUGAUCCUGGUGGCUCACUACAGGGAAUAAGAAGAGGACAAAACAACAGCGACGGGGGCCGAGCGUUUAGAGGCGGGAGCGACGAGCAGGGGCACAGGUCUCCAAUUAGGAAACAAAUCCUCUUAAUAGUAGAAAAGAGCCGGCGCAAAGUGAGCUCAGUGGGAGUCGUGAAACACAAACAGGGAGUUUUAAUCCCAGAACAGGUUGUUGUUGUUGCAGUCGACAAACAGGGACACAUCUCAUCCUGCUUACCCAGCGGCAGAGAGAUAUGAAGACGAAGGCUCGUCACGCUUGUAACGCCUCAUGUCGAGAUUACAGACUCCUGCCGUUAGAAUGUUCUCACUGUAUUCACAUCCAUCGUGCACUGACGUUGCAUUAAAGCUCACGUAGCCUCUGCCUAAAGUUCAGCAGAAAGGGGCCUCCGUGGAUCCGAGGUUGAAGUUCAACAAACUUGCAUUAGUCUGAGUCGUUUUUUUUCUCGGUGCAGAGAGAAGGAGUCUGUUUCCUCUGAUGCACCUUUGGUUUGAGUUUAUUCCGCUGAACGGGGUCAGGGCUUGGUGGUUUGGAGAACGUUGCCCAGGCAGACCCAACGCCAAAAGAGGCUAACAACAAAACAAGACGUCCGCUGUUUGAAAAAGAAAGAAAACAACUGAUGCCAGCUUUUGCCAAAAUGCUUGAAAGUAAGUCACAGGGAGGUCGAGCGCUGAGGUGAUUACUCAUUCUGGGACAGCUGUGCUUACGAAACGAGUGCUGAAGAGGACAAAGUCGUGUUUUAGGAACAUGUAUUUUGUUUAGCUCUUGGAAAUAAAACUCUUUUAUUUGUG